AUGAGAGACAAAAAUCUCUUCGACAAUGACGAUUCAUUUUCUUUGUUCAUUGUAGUUAUUCCCAAUAUUCAAAUCGAUGCUCGAUGGUCACAAAAGGGAAAGACGGUUGCUGGAGGUAAGGGAGAAGGCAAAGCUGAAAACCCACUCAACUGGCCUCAAGGUCUCUUCGUUGAUGAUGAUCAAACGAUGAUCAUUACUGACUUCUGGAAUGAUCGUAUCGUCCAAUGGAAGAUGGGUGAUACGACUGGACAAGUUGUAGCUGGUGGCAAGGGCGAAGGAAAUCGAUUGAAUCAAUUGAAUGGUCCAACCGAUGUGCUGAUCGACAAAGAGACUGAUUGUCUCAUUAUCUGCGAUUGGUGUAAUCAACGAGUCGUACGAUGGUCUCGUCGUAGUGACACAACUCAAAAAGAAAUCCUCAUUGACAACAUCGAUUGUUGGGGAUUGUUCAUGGAUGAUCAGAGAUAUCUCUACGUCUCUGACGACGAACAUGUAAGACGAUAUCAAAUAGGAGACAAGAAUGGAAUCAUCGUGGCUGGUGGAAAUGGCAAAGGUGCUGGUCUCAAUCAACUCAAAGAACCAACCUACAUCUUUGUCGAUCAACAACAGACUGUCUACGUGUCAGACAGCAACAAUCAUCGUGUAAUGAAAUGGAAUAAAGGUGCAAAAGAAGGCAUUGUCGUCGCUGGAGGUCACGGUCAAGGGAAUGCUCUGACACAAUUGUCGAAUCCUACAGGAGUAUUCGUCGAUACGUUGGGUACCAUCUAUGUGGCAGACUCGGGGAACAAUCGAGUGAUGCGUUGGCCUAAAGGAGCGAAAAAGGGCACUGUUAUUGUGGGUGGAAAUGGUUACGGAGAAGAAGCAAAUCAGUUCAACGAUCCCAUGGGUUUGUCCUUCGAUCGACAACGCAAUCUUUAUGUUGUCGAUAAGGAGAACAAUCGUGUUCAAUUUUUUUCAAUUCAAUAA
Molecule: messenger RNA, 963 nt
Organism: Rotaria sp. Silwood1
Lineage: Eukaryota; Metazoa; Rotifera; Eurotatoria; Philodinida; Philodinidae
Source: the annotation of a GenBank genome assembly